This is a messenger RNA of Thalassophryne amazonica, 5095 nucleotides long. RefSeq names its product regulation of nuclear pre-mRNA domain containing 2a (gene rprd2a). Bases 287 to 4186 code for a protein of 1299 amino acids. The transcript is spliced from 10 exons. The record is from RefSeq and is a predicted model, not a curated record. NCBI's taxonomy places the organism in Eukaryota, Metazoa, Chordata, Actinopteri, Batrachoidiformes, Batrachoididae. Gene Ontology annotation, cellular component: RNA polymerase II, holoenzyme. Gene Ontology annotation, molecular function: RNA polymerase II complex binding. Gene Ontology annotation, biological process: mRNA 3'-end processing.
UUCUCGUCGGUGGUCCAUCACCUCCAGAAUGUUACAAGCAAGGCUCUAACUUUUCGCUUUGAUUGUUAAAUGUACCAACACGUAAUUCCAGCGUAGAUGUUCACAGUAUUUACGUUUCUCACGUAUAAACCCACUGGAAACUCCAUACUUCUUGUUUGUACAAUUCUUGCUCUGACAUUUGCGCGGUCGCUAAAUGCGACAGUGUGCUACGCUAAGGUAGCAUGCUAAGCUAAAACAGCUAACUCCGGUUGGUGUUUUUUAAGCGCUAACUCGAGCUGCUAAAGUUAUGGCUGCGGGAGUCUCCGGCGCUUCUCUGGAGUCCACUUUAGACAGAAAGUUUCAAAAUGUGACAAAUACUAUGGACUCGAUUCAAGGACUUUCAUCAUGGUGCAUUGAAAACAAGAAAUGUCACAGCCUGGUUGUUCGACAUUGGAUGAAGUGGUUGAGGAAAUCUGAUGCUCCCCACAGGCUCAACUUGCUUUACCUUGCCAAUGACAUCAUUCAGAACUGUAAAAGAAAAAAUGCUAUGGUGUACCGUACUGCCUUUGCUGAGGUGUUGCCAGAUGCCUUCCUGCUGGUCAACUAUGACGGUGACUCAAAGGUGAUGAAAUCCGUAGAAAGGAUACUGUCUAUUUGGGAGGACAGGAGUGUUUAUUCGGGAACACUCAUUGCUGAACUUAGGAAUAGUUUGGUCAAGGAAGAUUCUCCUCCAGAGACUCCCAUCGAGCAAAAAACUCCUGUUGAGUCCACAGCAGAACUCCACUCCAAGGUUGUUGCAGAAUUUGUGCCACAGGCACUAAUUGACCAACUGUCGAAGUACAAGAAGUCUCUGGAGGAGGUGGACCUGACAGAAAAACAACUCACAGCCAUGAGGGUUGAUAUCUUUAGUUCUAAUGCCCUAAAGAAACUCAAAGAUAAGGCCGGAGGAAAAAAGUUUUCCAAAGACUUUGAGGAAGGAAGUGCACAGCUGCAGGAGUUUGUUAAAUUUCUCGAGAGGCAAAGCAAAGGAGGGCCGCUGCUCCUAGAAGCUCUCACCAAUGCAGAUAUCUUCUAUGAGUUGCAGUAUAAGGAGGUCAAGAUUGUGGCGAAUGCCUAUCAGGCAUUUGCCAACCGAGUUUCCCACCUGAAGCGUAAAUUGGACAACCUGAAGGCCACCUUACCGGACCUGGACGAGUCGCCCAUUCCUUCACCCUCUGCAGAUGCACCGUCUCCCACAGGUUCGGAGUCUCCUUUCCAUGGUUUGGAAUUGUCCAAAGCUGAGCCAGAUGCUGAUGGUUCUGCUGUGGAUGAUGACACUGAGGCACCAGCACCAAGUCCUCUGUCGUCCCCUGGAGGUUCACCCAAAUGCCAGGAGGAUCACCCGGCCAUUAAUGUUGGGGAGAAUGAUAACCGUGAAGUGGAGGACAUGGAUCUCUCAGAGGAUGAAAUGGAUAACACUGGCAUCAUAGUUGAGGACCACAUGGCCAACCUUGCCCAUGUGGAAGAUUCUAUUCAUGUGUCCAGAAACGCUGACCCGUCACUGUCAACAAAGCAGCCAGAUACACGAAGCACAGCCUCUGAAGCAGCUCCGGUCAUAGCUCCCUCUAUAACAACUCCUGUCACAACUCCCGCCACAGCAUCCACUGUAGCCACUACCAUCACAGCUUCUAUCACAGCAGUUCCUGUUGCAGCUCCUGUUGCUCCUAUCAGACCUGAUUCUGUUGUUGCAGCUCCAACUGCAGCUGCUCCUGUCAAAGCUGCUCCUUUUGCAGCUGCUGCUGCUGCUCCUGUCACUGUAGCUCCUUUAGCGGGUCUCAUCACAGCUGCUCCUUUUGCAGCUCCCACCGCAGUUGCUCCUGCCACAACAGUUCCUCCAGCUGCAGCAGCUUCUGUAUCUGCUCCUGUUGUAACAGCUCCAAGUCCUGCAGCUCAUGUUGCUCCUGUCAGAGGUCACACUACAAAAGCUCCUUUCCCAGCUCACGGUGCUCCUACUCAUUUUGGGGCUCAUGGUGCACCUCCUCAUUUUGCAGCUCAAGCUACACCAGCUCCUUUUGAGGCUCAUGGUGCACCUGCUCAUUUUACAGCUCAUGCUGUGACAGCUCCUUUUGAAGCUCAUGGUGCACCUGCUCAUUUUGCAGCUCACACUGCACCAGCUCCUGUUGUGGCUCAGGUUGCACCAGGUCCUCUCUUGGCUCAUGCCACAUCAGCUCCGUUAGUGGAUCACAGCGCACCAGCUCCUGUCACAUCUCACAUCACACCAGCUACUGUUGCAGUUCCCUCAAGUGGUCUGGCUGGUGUCGACUUCAAUAAGAUUGGCUCUAUCCUCAACAGUUUAAGCUCAGUCAUCAAGAACACAGUGCCAGUAAUGGAAAGUCCUCCUUUGCCCCCUGCUGACCUUUCUACGAAGACCACACCUGCUAUGGCCUCUGCGGCUUUGACAAAUGCCAGUUCUCUAAGCAACCUUCUUUCCAAGGUGGACAUGACACCUGGAGACCUCCUCAGUGCUCUGUCCAAAGUCCAGGGUCAAAGUAGACGUCAGGGCGCCACACCACUUCUGGGCAGCCCAGCUGCAAAUGUUUCCACAGACUACUUCAGUAAAGGCAAGAAUCCUCCCGUUCCCACAUCUACACCUGCAUCAGCCACUCCUACAAUGGUCCCAUCUCUGUCACCUGUUGCACCUGCCCCAUUUUCAAGUAACUCAACUGCAGGUCAGAGUAGUACCUCACAAGCUCCCCUUCAGACAUCCACUGCUGCCUCUGCACUUGUUCAGGCUCUGCACAGAGACAUGGAACUGGCAACAGAGCUGGAGCCCUCUGACAGUUUAGAGUCUAAAAUCCACAGCUUUCUCCAGGAGAAUCCUGCUUUCAAUGCCUUUGACCUAGGUUUCUCUGCGAACAUAGGCCAGGGAAGUGAAAACCUCAGUCCAGUAACUGGAACAGACACCCAGGAUGGAACUCCAGUUCGAGACGAAGGUGGAGGCACCCCUACUCAAGAUGAGGUUAUGGACAAACCAGUAGGGGUCUCAUUUGUUUCCAACAAAAAUCAGUCAACCAUUGCUUACGAGAACAACCAGCAGAUAUCCACCAACACCCACCAACAAGCCCACUUACAGCCACAGAUGUAUCAGAAUGGGCAGGUCUGCCAGCCACACCCACAUGGAGAUAUGUUAGAGCAUAGGAUUGCAAAACCAGUGCUACAUUACCAACAAACAGCACCAGUGCAAGGAUCUGAGCCAGCAGAAAGCACCCGAGAUAUUUCCAGCAGCAAAAAUCCUGUUGAGGGCUUUCAGGGAAUGAGUCAAAGUGGUUGGUAUGGACCCACUUGUCCAGAUGGGGCCUCUCAACCCAGCAGCUACAAUGCAGCUAUGCUUAGAGAGAUUGGAGAAUGCAAGAUGAUGGAACAAUUUCCAUACCAGUCAGAACAAACUGAGAGAUCCCAAGAGCAGUCACCCCACAUUGGUAGCAACCCGUCUUCUAAUUUCUUCAGAAACACCCUUCCUCCUGUACCGAAAUUGCCUCCCCCUCCGGUUGGUUUCAGUGCCCCCUCGGUUGUGACCAGCAGUGCAACACUUCCCCCAAAUCAGCAGCCAGUGCCCACUUCAGACAGGAAGGGAGUUGGUGGAGCUGCAGGUGACAGCCAAAUUGGUGGGAUGAUGAUCCAGGACCAUCAGCACAAGCCUGGCUUUCCUCCAGAAGGGUCUGUGUAUAAUCAUGAUCGCCCCGAAAAUUUACAUCCACAGUUAGAUGAGUUGCAUUACCGUGAAGAGCGCCACCACCAAGAUGACCCUCAGUUUCAAGGUGAUCCUUACCAACCAUCAGAUGGUCCAUAUUAUGGGAUAGCCAGCCCUCCUCAGCGUUUCCCCAGAGGUCGAGGGGGACUUACUUCCCCACCUUUACCUUCAGAGGAUUCCUACUAUGCUUACGAACAGCGUAAUCCCUCUUCGCCACACUACAUUCCUCGGAGGCCACCACCCCGCCUUGAAAUGCGACAUCCUGUGUCACGGCCUCCCCAACGUCCUCCACAACGUCUUCCGCACCCAGGACACCCACCACACCCCCGGGGAUCUCCACGGGCCCCGCCAUUUCCUCGGUUCUGUGGUCCAGGUCCAGAUCCAUGGUUACGAGGCAAACGCCCACCUCCAAGAGGAAGAGGAAAUGCUGGUCCGGUUUUCCCCCCAAAAAGACCAUACCUGCCACCAAGGUACUAAUUUCACAUCUUAAGGCUGAGCUCUUCAAAUCUUUUUCGAUGUCAUGAAGGUAGGGGGGUGACUUUUCAGACAUGCUAGACAAUAUUAAGGCCAACACCUUGCCAAGAGAAUCUUCAGUAAGUCCGAAAUGGAAAGUGUAAGUUAAUUAAAGUGUGGUGGGCAUCAGAAGAUGACUGACUGGAAGACGAGCAGCUUUAGCCAGGAGAGGACAUCAAGAGCCAACAGCAAGAGGAAAAGGAAGCAGAGGCUUUCCAAAGACUUCUGAGCUGGAGAGAGAAGACUGAAGAGGAAAGAAAAUAAGAGGUGGAUAUAUAUAUAUAUAUAAUUCACUUUUUGUUUGCUUUACUAUAAAAUAGCAUUGCAUAAUGUCAUUGGGGUUUGAUAGCUCAGAGUCUACAUGGUGUGCUUGUGUGCAUGUGGUCAAAUGUAAAUCAACAAGCGUUCCUCGAUUUUCCAACUUUGAAAGUUAUUUUUGCUAAGUAUAAGAAAUUAAUGUAGUUGGUUGAAUAAUUUUGCUGUUGCUUAGUUUCUCCAUGAGCAGUUGUUACUGCUUCUCUUCGUUUUCAGCGGUAUCCCAGUUUGUUUUGAUAAAACAUCCGUUUAACAGUCCAGCACACACAACUGCAUAUAUGAGGGAAAAGAUUCUUUAUUUUCCUGACUUUGAAUGUUCUAUUUGUGAAGCGAGGCUUUCUCUGUUAAUGUGCAAGUUCCCUUUGGCGAUUGUUUCACAUCUCAUUGAAUUCUGACGGAGAGUGGCUCGAGUCUGGCUGGAGUGAGAGAACGGUGUGAGAAAAUUAUUUUUUUCCAGUCUCCAACCAUCAGUGCAGAAGAAGUUUCCGGCGGGAUGAAGAUACUCGUCUUUACUUACAUUUUAUUUGUACUGACUAAUAAAAUCUUAAGUUUAAUAAA